This is a messenger RNA of Strongyloides ratti, 2208 nucleotides long. Its product is annotated as G1/S-specific cyclin-E. The coding region runs from base 1 to 2208 and encodes 735 amino acids. Gene Ontology annotation, cellular component: endoplasmic reticulum; endoplasmic reticulum membrane. The transcript is spliced from 5 exons. NCBI's taxonomy places the organism in Eukaryota, Metazoa, Nematoda, Chromadorea, Rhabditida, Strongyloididae. The record is from RefSeq and is a predicted model, not a curated record.
AUGCCAAACCCUUCAGACUCUGCUAGGACUAACUCUAAUUCUAACACUAAUAUACCACCAAAAAGUUCUCGUAAACGUCGAUCUGAGAUUGAAUCGCUUGAACAAAAAAAUAACAAAUCAGAACUAACAAGAGAAACAGUUCUUGCUAAUAUUAUAGAAGGAGAAGAUAAAAGUUCUAACUCACCAGUAACUUGCCAAAGUAUAAAAAGAAGAAAGGAAGGUGAAGAAAAGAUAGUGGACGAUUUAAGGUGUGAGGAAGAAUUCAAUGUAGAUGAUUCUCCCUCACGGAGUAUGAAUUUAAAAAAUACUGGUAAAGAGACUGCCUCAGGAAGAAGUGAUUCUUUGGAUGAUAAAAUAGUUAGUGUUAAUAAUGAUGAAGAUUUGCCUUUUUCUUUUAUUAAAUCUCCAAAUUGUUAUAGCAUUGAUUAUGAUGUAACUUCUGAUGCUUCAAUGAGAAAUCCUAAUCUUGUACAUCUACCAGAGUACUACUAUUAUGGUAAUUCUUAUGAUGUUAUAGAUUUAAUGUAUAAAAAGUCUGAAAUUUAUCCAAAAGCAUAUGCUCCAGGGAAGCCAAUGGUAACUGAAAUCAGUCUUGGAAAUCGUAUUACUAUACUUUGUUGGUUAAUGGAAAUUGCUUUUGAGGAACAACAAACAAAAAUUCAACCUAGUGUAUAUCAACUACUUGCGGGUGCUUGUAUAAAGUUAGCAAGUAAAAUUGAAGAAGUUAUUCCAAUCACCGGAGAAAGUUUAGUAUCUAAAUGUGGAGAUGCUUUUUCAUUAAAACAACUUAUAAAAACAGAAGCAGUAGUCACACAUGUUCUUGAAUUUUCUGUGAAUCCUUUGACAACGCUUCAUUUUAUUGAUUUAUACUUUAGAAUUAUAUCUUUUACAUGUGAUAUGCAAAGUUGUAUAACUCCAUCAGGUUCAGAAUCACCGUUAAAAACAAACAAUGAUGAUCCUUCUAUAUCAACAGAAAGAGACUCUGUUAACAACUCUCCCGUUUCAAGCACUACUUCAUCACAGUCUGAUUCAAGUUUAAAUAAUGAAAACAAAGUAUCUGAUGAUAUUGAUCAUCUUUACUUUUCUGAAAGCCCAAUAAUACUUCAAGAUGAAUUGAUUCACUAUUAUAUUUCUUCUGCUGCAGUGGCAGAUUUCGUUACUUUGACGAAUCCUCACUUAUGUUAUGAUCCUUCCAAAUUAGCAGCUGCCAUACUUUAUGCUCAAUUUUCUGAUUUUGACGGUUAUUUAAAUUUUUCAAGAUACAAGAAAGAGGAUAUUGAGGAAGAAUACCGUUAUAUAAAGCCAUUUUUUGAACAUAUUGAUAAAAUUGUUGAGGAAUAUAAAAUUAAAUAUGAAUAUCUUGUCGAUCAAGCUCAUAAAUCUUUAGAAGGUAAUAGGAAUGAGGUGACAGAAGAAUUAUCUCUCCUUGUUAUAUUAUGUUUUACUUCUGUUAUCUUUUUAAGUGCUGAAGAUGCUGUUGAAAGUGAAGAACCAGUUCAACAACAAGAAGGACAAACGAUUAAAGUACCUCAAUAUCCAUCUUCACCAGAUGUCAAAACAACUUUCUUGAUUAGAUCUCCAGUAGACGCUCAAAUGACAAAAGAAUUGUAUGCUGGUAGUGAUGCCGAAUUUGUAAUUGGAUUCCAAAAUAAGGGAGAUAAAGAUUUUCAUGUAUUAUAUUCUGAAGCAUCUUUUAGACAUCCAAUGGAUUUUAGACAAAUUUUCCAAAACUUUUCUACUCCAAAUUAUGAACAAAUAGUCAGAUCUAAAGAUGAAGGAACUUUCGAUCUUUCAAUUGUCCCUCAUCCAUAUUUUGCCGGAAAUCCACUUACUCUUACAAUUGACAUUUAUUACCAUGACUCAGAUAAAGUUCAAUACAAGACAAAUAUUUUUAAUUCAACUGUUUUUGUUGUUAAAGAUACUACCGGAUUCUCAUUUCAAAAUAUCUCACUUUUCUUCACACUUGUUGGAAUUGUUGGAGGAAUUGGUUAUCUUGUUUACACACAAUUUAUGACCGGUGGAGAGCGUACUACUGCAAGAAAAGUUCCUGUUGAAGUUGGAACAUCUAGUGAUGAAGUUGAUUAUGAAUGGAUUCCAAAAGAUAUUUUAAAUAAAGGAAAAGAUGGUAAUGCUUCUUCUAAUCCUAACUCUCCAAAGACACCUAAAGAAGACAAGAAAUUAAAAAAAAAGGCUAGAAGAGCAGAUUAA